Neolamprologus brichardi is the source of this 5997-nucleotide messenger RNA. RefSeq names its product TBC1 domain family, member 10b (gene tbc1d10b). Gene Ontology annotation, molecular function: small GTPase binding; GTPase activator activity. Gene Ontology annotation, biological process: regulation of GTPase activity. The record is from RefSeq and is a predicted model, not a curated record. Lineage: Eukaryota; Metazoa; Chordata; Actinopteri; Cichliformes; Cichlidae.
CGUAGCUGUCAGUAGGAAAUACAGGCUGUUCGUGUCUGCCGAGCCCCUGCGGCUGUGCCUGGACAUCUGAUCACAGAAAGUCGGCCUAUUACAAAAUGAAAAUUAUCACUUACAGACUCGCUUGACUUUGGUGAGAAUGCGUCGAACAAGUGCGCAUGUGUAACCGCGGUACCGAGGCAUCCCGCUAGCUAGCACGGCUAACAGAAACAGAACACUAUCGAGGCUAAUGCUAAUAGUUAAAUAAGCUAACUUAGCUAGCUGUUAACUUAGCUAGCUAGCUCACGGAUUGCGGGACGUUUGUUCUCCCAGCUCAUCUCCCCGUUCAGCGGUUCCUGCCCCUGUGUCGCCUUUUCGUGUUCUCAUUAAUUGGAUAAGGUUACGGAACCGGAGCUGUGGCGGGGGGACGAGACGACAGGAACCCCCUGGCUGGCUAUCCAGGCGGACCGAUCACAGUAACACGCCGGUGUGGGAGAGAGUGGAACCAUGGCUGAGCUUUCCACCUUAUCCCCAUCCCCACCUGCUUUGGGUGAUCCUCAUGCAGCUCCAUCUAUCCCUCCGUCAUCACCAGGGCUUCCUCCACCUAACAGCACUGCUACAGAGUCUCCCAGGGAGGUGUCCAUACCCAAGUCUUCCCUUUUUAAUGACAAAGCUUUGAGUGGAAAAACUUCUGCAGUACUGGCAGGGGGGUCUCCCUUGAAUCCCCACCGAUCCUCAAAUCCUCCCGACCUCACAGCUGAGGCUCCCCCUCUAUCAUCGGUACAGCAGCCUGCUCCAGGGAAUGAAGAAUCAGCAGGAAAGCCACCAGCUCCGAGCGAAGUGGCACAGGCGUCCCCCUCUCCUGAUCUAAAUCCUGGUCCUAACCUGCAUGUCACCUGUAACCCAAAUCCUGUUGUAGAAGAAGCUCCACAACCCCAGACGACUGCAGGUCCCAAUCCCGCACCUGCUCCUCCAGUCUUAUCAUCAUCAGCAACAGCAGCUGAAGGAGAAAAACCUCAGCCGCUCCAAGAAGCACAAAAUGCUCCAAACGAGCCUCCACCUUUGUACCCAAAGCCUGGUACUCCCAAUGAAGCCAGGAUGGGAGAACUGCCUGCUACUCCUACCAGAGCUGAACCCCACAGCCCACCACUCCCCCUGAUCCAAGAGCCACCGUUGUCCUUCGCUCUACCCAAACCCCGGCCGGCACCAGACACCCUCAGUUACCUUGAGUCAGCCAGCCUGAUGUCGGGAACUUUGGAGUCUCUGUCUGGACUGGGAGAAGAUGGCAGCUCCGUGGGGUCAGAUUCAGAGAUUAAUGGCCUAACUGUCAGACGCACUGACAAGUAUGGCUUCCUAGGUGGGAAUCAGUACAGUGAAGGGGGUGAAAAGGAAGUUCGAGUUGAAGUUGCACGACAGCGGGAGAUGAAAUGGAUUGACAUGUUCUGCCACUGGGAUAAGUGGGUCAAACAUCGCUUCCAGAAGGUGAAGCUGCGCUGUAGGAAGGGGAUUCCAUCCUCUCUCAGAGCAAGAGCCUGGCAGCUGCUGUCCAACAGUGAGGAGCUUCUAAGAGACAACCCUGGGAAAUUUGAGGAGCUGGAGAGAGAGCAGGGAGAGGCUAAAUGGUUGGACAUUAUAGAGAAGGAUCUCCACAGGCAGUUCCCCUUUCAUGAGAUGUUUGCUGCUCGCGGUGGCCACGGGCAACAGGAUCUGUACCGAAUCCUCAAGGCCUACACCAUCUACCGGCCCGAUGAGGGUUACUGCCAGGCCCAAGCGCCGGUGGCUGCAGUGCUGCUCAUGCACAUGCCUGCAGAGCAAGCGUUUUGGUGCCUCGUCCAAAUAUGUGAGAAAUAUCUUCCUGGCUACUACAGUGCAGGGCUGGAAGCGAUUCAACUUGAUGGCGAGAUCUUUUUCUCUGUGCUGCGUCGCACGUGUCCAAUGGCGUAUCGUCAUCUUAAGAAGUUCAAGAUCGACCCCAUUCUCUACAUGACCGAGUGGUUCAUGUGUAUCUUCUCGCGCACUUUACCAUGGUCCUCUGUCCUGCGUGUAUGGGACAUGUUCUUCUGUGAAGGAGUGAAGAUAGUCUUCCGUGUCGGCCUGGUGCUACUGAAACAGAUGCUUGGUUCUGUGGAUAAACUUCGGGAACUUCAGGGCAUGUAUGAGACCAUGGAGCGUCUAAGAAACAUCUCACCCGACACUAUCAGAGAGGACAUAUUGGUACAGGAGAUCGUCGCUCUCCCAGUGACUGAGGCACUCAUAGAGAGAGAGUGCAACAUUCAGGUGAGGAAGUGGAGGGAGUCCAGAGGGGAACUUGUGCACCAGCCCGGACGCCGCCUUCACGGCACAAGAGCUAUCUUUGAGUACAAACGCAGAGCUGCUUCCAUCAGCUCUGGUGGAAGCUUCUCUUUCCUAGGAAGCUCGAUCCCACCACCAGGACCCCUCAGGGCCUCUUCCAGUCUGCUGUCACUCCCUGGCUUCCGCAAAUCUAAGGCUCCUUUCCACUCCCACGCCAAGAAGGGCUCCUUCUCAGGGCCGUCAGGAUUUGAGGGUUUUCCACCUCCGUCACCACCCGCAGUAACAUCGAGCUCGAACCGAGGGCCCAGCCAGAAACCACCUAUGCCCCCAGGGGCAGGUCAUAAGGCAGCACCACAGAGCCCCUUAGUAUCAAAUGUGGCUAGUUCAUCUCAUGGUCCUGCUCCAGCCUCAGAGAGCACAUCAGCACAGGGCGAGCCUGCUUCUUCGGCCCCAAUGCAAAGCACACCACAACCCCCCGCUACUCUGGCCCCCUCUCCUAAGAUCGUCUCGGAGCAAAUUACUCCCACUAUCCCGUCUCCUACUGCAAACAACACCCCUCUGCCCCCAUUACCAGAUUCAAAAAAAGAAACGGCACCUCCAUCAGCCGAUGCCGCAAAUGUGGAGGAAGAAGGAAAGAAGAAGAAGAAAAGCAAAGAGGACAAGAAGAAGGAGAAGGAAGAUGAGAAGAAAAAACAGAAGGAAAAAAAGGAAAAAGAAAAGGCUGAAAAAGAGAGGCUCAAAAAAGAGAAAGAGAAGCUAGAAAAAGAGAAGAAGAAGGGGGGCAAGAAAAAAGACAAAGGAGGAGGAGGAGGGGAUGCAGAGGACAAAAAUGGAGCUGCAGCAGCGAAAGAGUCGGCCUAAUUUUCCACCUCGUCAUUCCAGGAUAACAAAAAAAGGGAGGCUGAACAAACAAAACAACACAAAAAAAGAGGUCAGGGGAACAAAAGAUCCCCAAAAACAGUGACUGAUAUAAAAAUGGGAUGGCUUCCUAUAUAAUGCAUCAUUUCAAGGAUUUAAAGUAGUCUAAGGACUAUGUUGGAGAAAACUGGAUCAUGGUUUCAACAGCACUUUUUGCCUCUCGUGAGAUGGGACAAAAUUUCCUUUUUUUCUUUCUUUUUUCCCCCAACUGGAGCAUGGACUGUGAAACUUUUUUUUAAUUAUUAUAUAUAUAAAGGAUUGCAGUCACUUUCUGUUUUAGUUUUUUAAAUUCUUUUUUUUCCUCUUCUUUUUUUAAUUAUUUUAAUCAAACUGAUGGCAGUGGUGUGAGGAAAAAUCAUCUCAAACGCUUGCAGAAGUUGUUACGGUGCCAUAGAAAAUGUAAAUAAAAGGUCUACCUACGAUACAUAGGAUCGUGUUAACACUCCAUAUGCCCCGUCACGUCUCAUCUGAUGAAAAGGGUUAUUUGGGGGAGGGGAGAAAACGAAAAUAAAUCAUUUAAAGUCUCAAACGCAGGCACUGAAGACAGAAAUGCUAGUAAUAUUGUUGAGGAUGUAUUUAUUGUCACGUUUAAUGUUGUCUGUGCCUUAGUAGUAUAGUGAAAUGUGUCAAUGUGCUUUGUGUGGCCUCCCUUUUUGUUUUAAAUCAAACUACCAUUGAAUCCCUUCUGUGUUUUCAAACUUUUACUAGAUUAGAUAAAAAAAAACAACAAAAACAAAAGAGGGGGAAGUAGAGGAAAAACAGUACCUUGUAGUCUUGUAGUGACGGCAGUGUUUUAAUGGGUCACUCUUUUUUUGUUUUUGUUUUGGAUAAGCAGGUAAUGUUUUUAUUUUAGGUUUUAGGGUUUUCUUUUUUCUUUUUUCAAGGGUUAAAAAAAUGAGGUACAACAUUAUCAGUAAAUUGCUUGAGUGCUAACAUGCAAGCAGUAUCUGUGCACAAGUCCUGCAGACCAAAUAUCCUUCUGUGAGUUUAGUAUUAUUUCAGUUUCAUUGAACAAAAUAGUGUGCACAGGUAUGGGUUCCUUAACUCAUUAGAAUGUGAUUUCAAGUAUCGUAAGAGAAUGAAGAAUUUUUCUUUUCUUUUUUUUGUUUGUUUGUUUUGGGUUUUUUUGCACUUGUCAUUUUGUCACAAAGCACCACUGAAGGUGACCACUCCUUUAGUGCGGUGACAUGGAAAACAAGCGUCUCAGCAGGCUGGUUUCAGCCUUGUGGACCUAUAGGAAGCCACUUGACUGGAGGUGCCAGGUGUGCCAAUGUAGCAUUAACCUCUGAUCUUUGACCUUUUGGGCUCUGAUGUAUUUAUGUAAAAAGUGGUUAAUUUAAUCAAAUAUAGUAUAUUAUGAAUUAUUAUUAUUAUUUUGGAUCUGAGUAUUUUUCUAUCUAAGAGACACCUGGUUGACUGGAAUGGAGGCUGACUACACAGCGUAGUUGCAGAGGAACUAUUCAAAGUCUUUUAUUUUUAUUUCAUAUCUUGUUUUCUUUUUUCUUUUUGCACAUUAAGUCUUCAGCUUCAGCAAACUCAAUGCAUGUCUUUUGGUUUACUUUCACUGUUGGUUUGGUCAGCUUAGGUUCACGAGUCUCCAGUUUACUGAAGUGCAGUAUUAACAGACUUGAGUGUGGGGGGGAAAAAUGAGCCUUAGACUUGAGAGAACAAACUUUAGAACGACUGACUUUGGCAGAAUAUUUAGGAACUGAAGGUCUUUGUACUGUGUCAUAUACUAAAAAGUGGUUUUUAAUUGAACAUCUUAAGUACUUCUGUCUCACCAAGUUGUGUUGUAACAUUCAUAAUGACUUAUGGACUAACUCCCUAAUGUAUUUACACUCAAUGUUCUGUACUGUAACAUAUUUAUGCAUACAUUAAGUGGCGCUGAACCCUGUCAGUAUAUGAUGAAUAGUGCCAGGUAGUUAGUGUAAACCAUUUGAUGGCAAGAAAAACAAACAUCGAUGCUCUUUAACUGUACUGUUUGGUAGUUGAUGAUUAGAGGGACUUUCGUGUACUUGUAGCCAACAUGUCCUCCAUAUUCAUUGUUUUCCCACUUGUUUCAAGUCUUCACAGGGCUGUCAUUUAUAUAUGAAUAUGAAUAUCACACACACACUCUCUUUCCCUCUUCUGUUUCGACGGCAGCGCAUCAUAGGCACAGAUUAAGUGUAGUGUUUAGUGUGGAUAAUCUGAACACAUCUAUGCAAACUUUGCAUGUGUCUACGUGGUGACAGCAGCACUGAUUUUACCUCGUGCUGAUCUGAGUGGUGCCGUCAGGGGGGAGGAAAGGAUUUUGUGCUUCACCACAUGUUUUUGUUUUUUUUCCUGUAACACUUUCAGGCCCGCGGAUUAUGGUAUUUAUGAGCAAUAUGUCCUCGCAGCUCACAUCUGGAUGAUGGUGUCGUUUGUCUUUGUUCAGGGAGCUGGAGGUGACGUGAUGAUCAAAUGAAUCUGGCACUAGCUGCUCUUUGCUCUGCUCUGCAAUAGUGACAAAGCCUAUUUGUAUCAAGUCCUUUGUGCAUUUCUCCAUUGACCCUGAAGCUGUAAUUCUUAAGUACAUUUCAUUGGGAAUAACUCAACUGAUGCAAACAUUUCAAAAAAGGAAAAUGUCUCAGCUGUGUGGGUUUUUUUUUUUCUUUCUAUGCCGUUACGUCUUUAGUGUCUUUAAGUUUACAUGUCACUCUCUUCUCUGGCGAAAGUGAAAUAAAAUCAUAGCUAAUUGAAUUCAUUCCUUCAGAUCUGCAACUGUUGUAUUUAUAAUUAAUGAUGAUAAUGACAUUUGUGAUGAGUAAUAAACCAUAAUAUAUUAAAUCA